UUGUGGCUGCUUGGAGCUGCUGUCCUUUUUUCGCCGGCCUGGCCCUUGGAUGAGCCAAAAAACGCGACUGCCCAAGCAGCCUGUGCUUACGAUAAAUAUGGAAACGUGAACGUGGGAGGAGAAAGGGCCGCGCGAGGAUAUUGUCGAGGACGAAACCAAGCGCGGAGACGCAAUUGCUGGCGCAUUUUUCGCGCUCAUCGUCGCCGUGUCGUGUGGCCGGCAGUGCAGUGGCUGCUGCGGCUGAGCUAAACAAUGCGCCGGCUGCUAGCACUGCUCGCGGCCGCCACUGCGAUCCAGUGGGACGCCGCCUGGCGCCGCAUCGUGCCUAAAGUAGAAACAACCUGGAGCGAAGCCUCAAUCAUGCGCAACGUCGCGCCCGAGGCUGUUGGAGCCGUCACGACGGCGACGCUCGACGCCCACGUUUUGAAUGGUGGCUUCCUCAGCGCGCGGCGCGGUGCACCAAGUGCCGAGUACGGCUGGGAGACGGAACCGUUCCAGAUGCGUUCAGGGACAUCAAAAGCGCUGGAAGGCCGCGGCACCUUGAUACUCAACGGCGUCGCGGAAACAAUUCCGGAGUGCGCGCGCUGCGCUUUGGCAGCUCUGGACGCCUUCGAAGCCCCAUGUUCACUAAAUUGCUACGCCACGGGCCCAGGUACAAAGGUGGCGGCGCCGCCGCACGCCGACGCCCAGGGCGUGCUGGUACUACAGACCUGUGGCAGUCAGCGCUGGCGCGUCUGGGACGGCCGGCCGUUUUAUGCCUCUGAGCUGAAUACAAAGUUGACGGCGGGCAAAGGGGCUCCAUUGACACUUGAAGAACCAUUUCUAGACGUCAUACUCAAGGAGGGCGACGCUCUCUACGCGCCGGCGGGCUGGCCUCAUGCCACGUCGACCCUAGAAGACACUUCCGUGCACCUGACGCUCGGGCUCGAUCAUGCUAUCUUCGGCUUGGAUAGGUUCUCUCUGGCGAGGGCGCUCGCGGCGCGCGACAGCGGCUCUAGAUUAGAAGUGGACGACGCCGUCGCGCUGCCGUUCUGGUCGCCCAUGAACGUCGGCGCCACUCUCCAAUACCUCGAGCGUAGCGACGCCGCCGCGCGCGACGUCGCCGUGGCCUUCGCGGCGCACGCGUAUCGCAUCGUCGAGGCCCAAGCGCGGCUCUACGAAUUCGAGGACGCGUCGCCGGAGGCAUGGCGUCAGCGGUGGCGGCGCUGGGCCGAUGAAUCGUGCCGUUAUGUCAUGGCGCACAACCAAUUCAUCGCGGGCGACGCCUUCGCGCUCGAGGACCCCGACCCUGAAAUGGCGGAACAGAACGACCUCUUUUCCCGGAGAGAGCUCGAGCAGCAGGGGUACUAA
This is a messenger RNA of Pelagomonas calceolata, 1350 nucleotides long. Lineage: Eukaryota; Pelagophyceae; Pelagomonadales; Pelagomonadaceae. The record is from the annotation of a GenBank genome assembly.